AUGUCUCAAAACGGAAAGCAUUGUCUUGUCUUCGGAGCCUCAGGCAUAUCAGGAUGGGCGCUGCUGAAUGCGAGUGUCAACUACCCCUCUCCAACGACGUUUCAUCGAAUCACAGGGCUGUGCAACAGGCCAUUGACCAAAGAAGCUGCUUACCUUCCUGCGGAUCCCCGCAUUAAUCUGGUCUCGGGUAUUGAUCUCACGGGUUCUGUCGAGAGCGUUGUGAAGGCUCUAAAGGAGAAAGUAGAGCAAGUCGAGACAGUCAGUAUUGUAUACUUCUGCGCAUACAUUCAGACCGGGGACUUCCAAUCACUGAGGAAGGUUAAUACGGAGCUUAUCCGUGUCGCAAUCACGGCCAUCAACGAGGUCGCCCCUAAUCUGGAAACUGUCAUCCUGCAAACCGGUGGCAAGAGUUAUGGCGUUGAAUUCCCCGAUAAGGUGACCAUUUCUGCUCCAUUGAAGGAGGAUGCCCCUCGUAUCCCGGAGCCCUGGGCGAGCAACAUCUUCUACUACUCUCAGCAUGACGUUCUGAAAGAACUGUCUCAGGGAAAGAAGUGGACCUUCUCUGAGAUUCGGCCAGACGCGAUUGUGGGUUUCGUUCCCGGUAGAAACGUGAUGAAUGUCGUGCAAGGAGUCGCCUUCUAUCUUACUCUCCAGCGUGAAGUAAAUGGCCCAGGCGCCACUGUUCCAUUCCCAGGGACGGAAAAGAGUUACAGAGCCACCCAUACCGACACGUUCCAGGAUAUUCUGGCCAAGAUGGAGAUCUAUGUUUCCCUUAACCGUGAUAAGUGUCCAAAUGCGUCCAUUUUCAACAUCACGGAUGGUGAGGUUGUAACCUGGGCGGACGUUUGGCCGGGCCUGUGCUCGUACUUCGGUCUCAAGGGCAGCGGUCCUACAGAAAACACCACACCGGUCGAAGAAUUUGUGGAGAAGAACAAAAGUGCCUGGCAGAACCUGGUUCAGAAGCAUGGAUUGAAAACAGGUUAUCUCGAGAUAACAAACUGGAAGUUUGUGGCCUUCUUGAUCGAAGCUGGUGAUUUCAACAGGGAAUACUCCAUUGACAAAGCGCGCUCGAUCGGCUUUGAGGAGAGUAUCCCAACUGUCAAGGGGUAUACUACCUCAUUUGACCGAAUGAGAGCUGCUAAGAUUCUUCCACCGAUUUAA
Molecule: messenger RNA, 1161 nt
Organism: Paecilomyces variotii
Lineage: Eukaryota; Fungi; Ascomycota; Eurotiomycetes; Eurotiales; Thermoascaceae
Exons: 2
Coding region: 1-1161 (386 amino acids)
Source: RefSeq, a predicted model, not a curated record